UGGUGCAGAUUAAACGUCACGUCCGUACUUGAACUUGAAUUUUAUCCCAUUGUACAGAGGCAGACCUAGCCACAGAGAGACAGAGAGCUCCCAGAGAACCAGGACUCCGCCAUCUUCACAUUACAAUUAAAUAGUAAUAGCCAACAGCACAGCCCUGGCUCAGCAAGUCGUCCCAGUGGCAAGUGGAGCAGCGCAAAGUGCUGGGCGCUACAUUCCAGGGCAGAGCCAGUGUAACUGCAAGGAGACUCUCUCUGACAGUCCCCCCUAAAGCAGCCGGGUCAAGCCUCCCUUUUUGGCAUUAUUUGGGCAAUCGUAGUUUUUUUUUUUUUCCUUUUUAAAUUAUUACCAUUUCUGUUUGGUUCCUGAUUUUGCGCAUUGAUGGAAGAAGUGCCGCGCGCUGUGGACAUAGGACGAGUGGACACGAGAUCAGCCAAUUCCUAAUAAGUUGAAGAUUGGAAGUGGAGAAACUAGUGCCCUCCUUGUUUGAUUUCUUGCUGAAAGGAGGACGCUUAUUGCCUUUCCUUGUCUUGCACAAGACACAAGAAGAAGAAGAGAAUAAGAGAGAGGAGGAGAGGAGAAGAAGGAAACGUGGGGGUGGAAGGAGAGCAGGUCGCCUUUACGCACAACCGAUCUCCGGGCGAUGCCAGUUUAAAUGCCAGGGCAAUGUCCCGUCGCAAGCAGGGAAACCCGCAGCACUUGUUACAAAGGGACGUUAUCGCACCACAAGACCACCACCACCACCUUGAAACAGUGAUCACAGAUGAGGAAGAGGCUAUCGCCAUCCCAGAGCCAGGAGCCAUCAGCCUCAACAGCAGUGGGAGUGACCCAGACUUGUUAACAUGUGGACAGUGUCAGAUGAACUUUCCUCUGGGAGACAUCUUGGUUUUUAUAGAGCACAAGAAAAAACAGUGCAGUGGCCCAAGUGGGGUCUGUUAUGAGAAGAGGAUGGAUAAAAGUAGCCCUCCUCCUUCAACUCGAUCUGAGCUCAGGAAAGUGGCCGAGCCUGUGGAAAUCGGCAUCCAAGUCACGCCAGAUGAGGAAGACCGUCUUCUUACGCCUACAAAAGGGAUUUUCCCCAAGCAGGAGAAUAUUGCAGGUAAAGAUGAGCCUUCAAGCUAUAUUUGCACAACAUGCAAGCAGCCUUUCAACAGUGCAUGGUUCCUGCUUCAGCAUGCUCAAAAUACACAUGGAUUUCGUAUCUACCUGGAAACAAGCCCAUCUAGUAACUCUCUUACUCCACGUAUCACCAUUCCUCCACCUCUGGGACCGGAGACUGUUGUACCAUCCCCUCUGAUGAACUUCCUUGGGGACAAUAAUCCCUUCAACCUUUUAAGAAUGACAGGGCCUAUUCUACGUGAUCACCCAGGCUUUGGUGAGGCUCGACUCCCAAACACGCCACCACUUUUUAGCCCACCCCCACGCCAUCAUCUGGACCCGCAUCGCCUUAGUGCCGAAGAAAUGGGGUUAGUUGCCCAGCAUCCUAGUGCCUUUGACAGAGUUAUGCGUUUAAACCCCAUGACAAUUGAAUCUCCAGCAAUGGAUUUUUCCCGAAGGCUAAGAGAACUAGCAGGGAACAACUCCACUCCUCCAGUGUCACCGAACCGCGGCAAUCCUAUGCAUCGCCUGUUAAACCCUUACCAGUCAAGCCCUAAGUCACCUUUUAUUAGUACACCACCAUUGCCACCCAUGCCCCCUAGCAGUACUACUCCACCACAAACCCAGACAAAGAGUAAAUCCUGUGAAUUUUGUGGGAAAACUUUCAAGUUCCAGAGUAAUUUAAUUGUUCACCGACGCAGUCACACGGGAGAAAAACCUUAUAAGUGUAAGCUGUGUGAUCAUGCAUGUUCCCAAGCAAGCAAGUUAAAACGUCACAUGAAAACGCAUAUGCACAAAGCUGGUUCAAUGACUGGAAGGUCUGAUGAUGGACUGUCUGCUACUAGCUCACCAGAGCCAGGCACAAGUGAGCUAACAGGAGAGGGUGUGAAAUCCAAUGAGACAGAUUUUAGAAAUGAGAGUGACCCAUCUUUAUGCCAUGAAAAUGAAGAAGAAGAGGAAGAAGAAGAAGAAGAGGAGGAGGAGGAGGAAAUAGAGAAUGAAAGUAGGCCAGAGUCAAGGUUCAGUAUGGACUCUGAAAUGAGCCGCAAUCGUGAAAAUGGAGCAAAGCCAAUCCAUGAUGAGAAGUCCCUUGUUCUUGGAAAAGUUAUGGAUAAUGUAAAUUUAGCAAGCAUGCAGGCAUAUAAUGAUAUGCUACAUGAAAAACAUAAGAGAAGUCAUUUCAUGAAACGAUCUUCUGAUCCGCGAGAUUUAUGUCAGAGAAUUCCAGUGCAUGAAGAUACAGUGGAAAGAGAAAUGAUCCCUAAUGAUGAAGGGACAGUCAAUGGAAAUUUUGGACCAGGUGAACCAUUUCCAGUCUUGCUCCCACGAAAACCGAUGCCCAUUACUAGUUCUGGACUAAACAACUCAUCAAAAAGGAUAAAAAUUGAGAAAGAUCUAGAUUUACCCCCAACAUCAAUAAUCCCUUCAGAAAAUGUUUACUCCCAGUGGCUAGUAGGAUAUGCAGCAUCAAGGCACUUCAUGAAGGAUCCAUUUCUAGGAUUCACAGACUCUCGACAAUCUCCUUUUGCAACCUCUUCUGAGCACUCUUCAGAAAAUGGAAGUCUGCGGUUCUCAACACCACCAGGUGACAUGCUGGAUGGAGGUUUCUCAGGGAGAAGUGGGACAGCGAGUGGUGGCAGCACACCUCAUAUCAGUGGACCAGGGCCUGGCCGACCAAGUUCAAAAGAAGGAAGAAGAAGUGACACAUGCGAAUACUGUGGCAAAGUGUUUAAGAACUGCAGCAACCUCACGGUCCACCGCAGAAGCCACACUGGGGAACGGCCUUACAAAUGCGAGCUCUGCAACUAUGCAUGUGCCCAAAGCAGCAAGCUGACACGCCACAUGAAAACGCAUGGCCAGAUAGGUAAGGAGGUCUACCGCUGUGACAUUUGCCAGAUGCCCUUCAGUGUUUACAGCACCCUGGAGAAACACAUGAAAAAAUGGCAUGGAGAACACUUGCUGACAAAUGACGUCAAAAUUGAGCAGGCAGAAAGAAGCUAAGGCCCCCUAUAUGGGUUUAAUCAGGGGUCUGGGUAUCCAUUAAAUUUGUACAGAUUUAACUAUUGCCAACUGAGAAAAGCUGACCUAACUUGCCUCCUUAAAAUAGCAUAAAUAUGUUAAGUGUCACAAAUGUGACACUUAAAAUAUAACCUGUGUCUAAAUUUCUAUUAAAUCUGAGGGUUGUAUAAGGCAGUAAAACUUGUGGAGCCUUUUAACUGUGCAAUAAUUUCUGUAUUUAUUGGGGUUUUAUUUGUAAUUUUGGCAUGUGCAGGCAUUUCUUUUUUCCCCUUGCUGUUUAAAUUUCUUCUUUUACCCUUGUUCUAAUGUGCUAAACUCUCUUUUUGGGCUUCAGGGGCUACCAACCUGUCCAAUUACUGCGCUGCCAUACCCCUCCAGAACUAAAGGGAUUUAUUAUCUAUUCCUUAACCCAAUAGUAGCCUGAGAUCCUUAUCCUUGUAGGGAAGAGACAUAUCUUAAAUUAUCAUUUUGUGGGCUGCUACAAUUCCUGAAAUUUAAGCUAAACUUUUGUAAUUUCUUGCAAAGAAGCCAUCAGCUGUUUGAUUUAAAUUAUUUGAAAUGUUAUUUUACCUAUGCUAAAAUAGAGGAAUUCUCAGCGGAUUACAAUCUUCGAAAUAUUAGCACUUAAUUAUAUGGCGUGAUAGGAUCUUGUAUACAGCAAAUACAAUUUAACUUGCAAUGCCUCAAUUUUGCUUUUCUUGAGGAUUAAAAAGCCACAGUCUCUAAGAAUAUGCAACAUUUAGCAAUGACACAAAAUGUCUUUGUAUCUCAAAAUGUCUUUCCUAUAAUUAUUUCAUAGUAGAAUUAGUGCUGCACAGGUAGUAUAAAAAAUAUACAUUUAGUAGAGUAAAGAUACAGCCUGACGAUGUCAACUUAACCCCUUUUUACUGCCAGGGUUACUUGAAUUUCAUUGUUGAACAAUGGAUUUCUGGUUACGCUUGCAGAGAAAAAUGUUAAGUACUGUGGACCAUUUUUAACAUAGGAUGCACCUACAGUUGUUUGCAGAUGAAUAAUGUUGAAAACUGUUAUUUAUUCUAAAUAAUGCAAGUUAAAAUGAUGACACCUGCUUUUAAGAUCCUUUUUCCAUUUUUCUUUUCUUUUUCUUUGCGUGCACCAGGAGGACAGCAGAGAAGAAAAGGUUACCCAUUUUAAUUAUGUCGACCGCACUUUAUAAUUUUUUUUUUUUUUUUUUUUUUCUCAUUUAAAUGGCUUCUAAACAAGAAAUUACAGCAUAUUCUCCUACUCAACCCAUUGGUGGGUGACCUCUAUAAGGGAACAUCUGAGAUUAAGUGUCAGUGUUGCUAAGCAUGGCAUUCACAAUGCUGGCACUAUAAAAAGAUAUAUAUAAAAAUAUAUAUAAUUUAUUGGACGGUUUGUCUACUGCCAUUCAAUUUGUUGUGAGUGCCUUGAAAACUGAUCUUCCUAUCUGAGUCUCUCGAGACAAAAUGCAAAACAUUUUUGUGAAACAUAAAAAAGACUUUCUAAAAAUAGUAAUACAAGAAAAGUACAUUUCUUUAAAAAACAAAAACAAAAAACAAAAAAACAAAAAGCCACAUUUACUUAUAAAAUUCCUGUUUGAAGAUAGUGGACACAUUAUUGCCAUAAGACCCAAUCUAAUGAAGAUGUUUACCCAGCACAACUUUGAACGUUCUCUGGCUGAUUUAUUGUCAGCUUUUUUCUUUUCAGGACAACGCUGCUUAGAAAACGGAAUGAAAAUUAUUUACUGCUGAAUUGAAAAAUGAAAUGACACAACUUACCAGUUAUCGUUGAAUGGAAAAAAAAAAAACAAUUCAGGAACAAUGGCUAAUUUUUUUUUAUUGUUAAAUUUAGUGCACUCUGUCUUAAAAUAAGUUUACAGUAUUCAAUACGUACAAGGGUAAAAAAAUAUAAUUGUGUGUAUGUGUGUUUGGACGAACUUUUCUUUUCAAAGUUUGCUUAAUAGGUUAUAAAAUGCCAUAAUGGCCAUGUGUAUAUUGUUUUUCUUUUGGUGACGGGGGUUUUAGUAUAUAUGAUAUAUAUUAAAAUUUCUUGAUUACUGUAAAAGUGGACAAGUAUUUGUAAUAAUUCAGAAUGCCUGGGCAUUUUACAAAACCAGAAAAAAAAAAAAUCCUUGAAAAUGUUGCAGUAAAAUUUAAAUGGUGGGUCUAUAAAUUUGUUCUUGUCACUGUAAUUGUAAAGUCUAAGUUUUAGUAUUUUUUUUUUUUUCUGCUUUGGGUGUUGAAUUUAUUUUAUUUUUUUGACAUGUAUAGAAACUUGUAUUUGGGGAUUAAAAAGGUGAUUGCUACACCAUGUAGAAAAAGUAAGUAGAAAAAAAAGUGCUUAAUAUUGUUAUUGCUUUGCAGAAAAAAAAAAACACAUUUCUGACCUGUGCUUAUUUACUUUCCUCUUCCCCCUCUGGAAUGGAUAUUGAUAUUGAUUGGUUCACAUAAUGUAGGCACUUGCUGUAUUUUUACUGGAGCUUGUAAUUUUUUAACUGUACGCUUGUCCUUUUAAAAGGAUUAAUUGUACCUUUUUGCUAGUGAAUUUGAAAAAAAAAAAGGAAUUGUGCUGCCAUAAUAUAUUUUUUGAAUUUGGCAGGAUAAAAUAUUGCAAAAAAAAAAGGGAAGAAAAACAGAAAACCAAUCAUUUGUAAUUUAAGUCCUACUGUACAGAAAAAAGGAGGUUGUUUAACAACAUCCAGGUUAAUGAAACAAAACAGAUUUCUUAAAUGUUUUGUUCACUGGUAAUUUAAGUUGUACAUUUUCUGUCAUUAUUGGCCUAUAAAAUAAAGUACUGUUCGUACAGGGAUGUAACACCCCACCCCUUGGGUGCCUGGACCUUGUAUCAAGGCCUUAGCAGGUAUGGACUGAUUGGUACUAGUUACACUUGUAAAAUAAUAUCAGUUUUUGUAUAAAUACUAUGAGAACAUUCCAUGUAUGCUCGUGAAUAUUCCAGGAACCUCUUAUAGAGUGAGAAAUUCUCCGCAGUCCCACCGGUAUCUGUUGAACCCACUGUACAAAACAAAAAGUGAUUUUUUUUUCUGUUGAUACAGAUGCAAUUGUGUUCAUAAAUUCAGUGGUCCAGGCCCGGUCAUCCCAUCCCUUGUUAGAACAGGACCUAUUCUGAACACAGGUCUUGCCAGUUCAUAUCAUAUCGGCUUUGCUCUCCAUUCCUUUUUGUACAUUCCAUAAAAUGCUGAAUGUGUGAUGGGCUGAGAUGAAAUGUUGUAUAAAUGCAAACACAAAGUGGCUCCAACUGCAUAUCUAUCGUUUUCUAGUGCAUUAUGGGAAUUCUGAACUUCAUGCCUUCUUCCUAUUAUUAUUAUUAUGAUGAGGAUGACAGCUUGUCCUAAAGACAGUGCUUUGCAUCUUCAGGCAUCUCUGUGGCCAAUUCUAAUUUUGAUUAUAUGCCAUAAAUGUUUGUUUGAAGUAAAUAUCACCAGCAGAUCUGGGUAACCUCUUUUUUUUCGCCAAUACGGUUUGCAAUUAAGUGAAGCCCUGCAGCACUCUAGAGGUUAAUGAUAUGCAUCUUAUUAGCUAUUCACAGAACAAGAUAAAUAAGCACAAUGUAAUGUUUUGGCUGUGCACAGAAUGAAAAAAGUCUACUCUUUAAAACAUUGACCACAAGCACAAUAUGUAAGCUGCUCUUUAUUUUAUGUCCACCCUUCCCUACACUCUGGUUCUCUGUGGUCAUCAGUAUUUCAUCCCAGUCCAUUAUAAAAGACAGUCCAUGACAUUGUUCAUUGCAGCAGCCUCAUCAUUAUGGUGCUCUAUGUAUUUUAGAACUGCAAAGCAAAAUGUCACUUAAUUUGUUUGCAUUUGUAUGGCAAGGCAAAAUAUUUUUUAUUACCUUUUUCUAUUAUUGUAUGAGCUUUUGUUGUUUACUUGGAGGUUUUUGUCUUUUACUACAAGUUUGGAACUAUUUAUUAUUGCUUGGUAUUUGUGCUCUGUUUAAAAAACAAGGGCACUUUUUUAAUUAUGGAUAAAAUGUUGGGACGGCUAGAGGUCAUUUCAACAUGGCUUAGUGAAAUAUUUAUUGUUUUUCUUAUUUUCUCUGUACAAGAUUAUGGCCUCUUCAUUUUAUCUUAUUGUCACAAUGUUGAGUUCAGCAUGUGUCUGCCAUUUCAUUUGUUCGCUCGUUUAAAACAAGGCUUGUUCCAGUUUUCAAGUUAUUACAAAAAGAAAACGAAAAAAAAAAAAAAAGAUAAUAAAUUGGACAUUUAACUUGA
Messenger RNA from Xenopus laevis (African clawed frog), 7321 nucleotides. It is a transcript of the gene bcl11b.S, whose product is annotated as BCL11B, BAF complex component S homeolog. The record is from RefSeq and is a predicted model, not a curated record. Gene Ontology annotation, biological process: regulation of transcription by RNA polymerase II; positive regulation of transcription by RNA polymerase II. Lineage: Eukaryota; Metazoa; Chordata; Amphibia; Anura; Pipidae. The transcript is spliced from 3 exons. Gene Ontology annotation, cellular component: nucleoplasm; SWI/SNF complex; nucleus. Gene Ontology annotation, molecular function: RNA polymerase II cis-regulatory region sequence-specific DNA binding; DNA-binding transcription factor activity. Bases 664 to 3096 code for a protein of 810 amino acids.